Colletotrichum abscissum is the source of this 246-nucleotide messenger RNA. RefSeq lists its product as uncharacterized. The coding region runs from base 1 to 246 and encodes 81 amino acids. NCBI's taxonomy places the organism in Eukaryota, Fungi, Ascomycota, Sordariomycetes, Glomerellales, Glomerellaceae. The record is from RefSeq and is a predicted model, not a curated record. The transcript has a single exon.
AUGUGCUGGCUAGGAGCAUUGCCCACCCCCCGUGCGACGACUUGGCUCAUUAACUUGGCUCCGUUAUUAUUCAGCCAUGGUAGCGCCUUAUUAAGCUACCAAAUAUCCUCCCAGGGCGAGUCAGUUACCCGCUCUAUCCUUGCCGGCCAACUGUCAGUGGCUGACCUUUUUCUAGACCCUGUCGUCGAGGGUAACCGAGGGGGAGCACAGACAGGAAGGCAGAAGAAGAGAAGGAAAAAAACGUGA